ACGACGACGUUUCCGGUCGCGCACGCAGUGGUUUCGUCAUGGCGGCGGGACCGAUAUCAGAAAGAAAUCAAGAUGCGACGGUGUAUGUUGGUGGUUUGGAUGAGAAAGUGUCCGAACCGUUGCUAUGGGAACUCUUCCUUCAGGCUGGACCGGUAGUGAACACACACAUGCCCAAAGACAGAGUGACGGGACAACAUCAGGGUUACGGUUUUGUAGAGUUCCUCAGUGAAGAGGAUGCUGAUUACGCUAUAAAAAUCAUGAACAUGAUAAAGUUGUACGGUAAACCCAUCCGCGUGAACAAAGCCUCGGCUCACAACAAGAACCUGGACGUGGGCGCGAACAUCUUCAUCGGUAACCUGGAUCCGGAGAUCGACGAGAAGCUCCUGUACGACACCUUCAGCGCCUUCGGAGUCAUCCUGCAGACCCCCAAGAUCAUGAGGGACCCCGACACAGGCAACUCCAAGGGCUACGCUUUCAUCAACUUCGCCAGCUUCGACGCGUCUGACGCGGCCAUCGAGGCGAUGAACGGGCAGUACCUGUGUAACCGCCCCAUCACCGUGUCCUAUGCCUUCAAGAAGGACUCCAAGGGUGAGAGGCACGGCUCAGCCGCUGAGAGGCUCCUGGCCGCGCAGAACCCGCUUUCACAGGCCGACCGGCCACAUCAGUUGUUCGCCGACGCUCCACCGCCUCCCACAGCCCCCACGCCAGUCAUGACCGCGCUGGGAGCGGCCAUGUCCAUACCCGGCUUGCCUCCUCCUGGUGCCUUCCCCCCUGUACCUCCACCUGGCGCUCUGCCACCUGGAAUGCCCCCCGGGAUGCCCAUGCCCCCCGCGCCAGGCACUCCUGCCCCUCAGGGUGCCUCUGGAGUGCCUCCUCCUGGACCUCCACCGUUCCCUCCAGCAGGCAUGCACCCACCAGGAAUGCCACCGAUGCCAAUGCCUCCAUCUGGACCUCCUGGAAUGGUGCCUCCUCCUCCAGGAUCCUCCCAGCACAGAGCCCCACCUCCCCCUAGCAUGCCCCCACCCCCACAGAUGGGCAUGCCCCCCCGGGGACCGUUUGGCCCUCAUAUGGGUCCUCCGAUGCCCCCUGGAAUGAGAGGCCCGCCUCCCCCGAUGCCACCCCCAGGUUACGCCGCAGGCCCCCCUCGCCCUCCUCCGUUUGGUUUUCAGAGACCGCCAAUGCCCCCUCGUCCCCCUGCGCCACCCCAGGCCCCUUUAAGGGCACCCCUGCCCCCCUAAUCCGUAGCUUUAUUAGUGCCACAGCUUGUAUUUUUAAUUUGUCAUUCCAGUGAUUUACUGAAGGUGUUUUGUUCUCUCAUUUAGUCUCACUGUUCUUUAAUAGGUUUAAACACAAAUAAACAUUUUAUACAGAAAGUAAA
Clarias gariepinus (North African catfish) is the source of this 1378-nucleotide messenger RNA. RefSeq names its product splicing factor 3b, subunit 4 (gene sf3b4). Gene Ontology annotation, biological process: positive regulation of mRNA splicing, via spliceosome. The transcript is spliced from 6 exons. Gene Ontology annotation, molecular function: RNA binding. NCBI's taxonomy places the organism in Eukaryota, Metazoa, Chordata, Actinopteri, Siluriformes, Clariidae. Bases 39 to 1238 code for a protein of 399 amino acids. The record is from RefSeq and is a predicted model, not a curated record. Gene Ontology annotation, cellular component: U12-type spliceosomal complex; nucleolus.